AUGCGCGAUCUCGGCUCAUGGGAUUAUGUGAUUGUCGGCGCCGGGACGGCUGGGUGCGUUUUGGCGAACCGGUUGUCGGAAGACCCGGACGUAAAGGUGCUGCUGCUCGAGGCCGGCAAGAAAGACAACUAUAUCUGGAUCCACAUCCCUGUCGGAUAUCUGCAUUGUAUCGGCAAUCCGCGUGUGGAUUGGGGGUUCAAGACCGCACCGACGUCUGGUCUCAACGGUCGCUCGUUGCUCUAUCCGCGCGGCAAGGUUUUGGGCGGCUGUUCAUCGAUCAACGGCAUGAUCUACAUGCGCGGUCAGGCAUGGGACUACGAUCACUGGCGCCAACUCGGACUUGCAGGGUGGGCGUGGGACGAUGUCCUGCCCUAUUUCCGCAAAUCGGAGGAUCACUACGCCUGGGACGACGAGUCUCACGCUCAGGGUGGAAAUCUGCGUGUCGAAGAGCAAAGGAUGACCUGGGAGCUGCUGGACGCGUUUCGCGUCGCGUGCGAACAGAACGGCAUUCCGAAGACGAAAGAUUUCAACGGCGGGGACAAUUUCGGAUCCGCCUACUUUCAGGUGACACAGAAAUCCGGUGUCCGUUGGAAUGGUGCCAAGGCGUUUCUGCGCCCCGCCGGUGAUCGCCCCAACCUCAAUGUGUUGACCGAAGCCCAUGUGGACCGGCUGGAAUUCGAAAAUGGAACCGUAACAGGUCUCAAGCUGGAAGUCGGUGGCGAGGCCGCCACCGUGAAGAUAGAUGGCGAGUUGAUCCUGUCGGCCGGCGCGAUCGGGUCUCCCCAAAUUCUGGAACUGUCAGGCAUCGGAAAUCCGGAAAUUCUGAAAAAGGCUGGUAUCGAGCCACGCCACGAAAACCGCAGCAUCGGUGAAAACCUUCAGGAUCACCUGCAACUGAGACCGGUCUUCAAGGUCCGGAAUGCGUUGACGAUGAACGAACUCGCCGGGUCUUGGGCCGGCAAGGCGAAGAUCGGUCUUGAAUACAUUUUCAAAAGGUCCGGACCGAUGGCUAUGGCACCGAGCCAGUUGGGUGUCUUUGCCAAGACCGAUCCGUCCUUUGAAACGGCCAACGUCCAAUAUCAUGUUCAGCCCUUGUCGUUGCCGAAAUUCGGUGAGCCGUUGCACAGUUUCCCGGCAAUGACCGCAAGCGUUUGCAAUCUGCGUCCUGAAAGCCGGGGCCAUGUCCAUAUCGCGUCACCGGAAAAAACCGCUCAGCCGGAAAUCCAGCCCAACUAUCUUUCUGCCGAAGCGGACAAACGGGUCGCGGCUGAUGCCAUUCGAUUGACCCGCCGGAUCAUGGCAGCUCCGGCCAUGCAACCCUAUCAACCCGAGGAAUAUCUGCCUGGUCCGGACUUCACCAGUGAGGAUGACCUGGUAAGCGCAGCGGGCAAUAUCGGCACCACGAUUUUCCACCCCGUAAGCACAUGCCGCAUGGGUGUCGACGAAGCGUCCGUGGUCGACGAGCGAUCGAGCCUGACGGUGUUCGCGGCUGCCAGCAUGCGCGAAGCCAUGGAACGGAUUGGACAGGUUUACGAGGUUGAGACCGGCAACAGUGUGAUUUUCUCCUUUGCAGGAACGGGAAUACUGGCCAGGCAGAUUGAGGCUGGCGCGCCGGCCGACCUGUUCAUAUCCGCCGAUGACGCGUGGAUGAAUUACGUCAUCGAACGGGACGCUGUUGUCCCCGGAACGGUCCGGCUGAUCGCAUCGAAUGAACUUGUCCUGAUCGGGGCAAAGGGAACGGAACGCCUUGAUUUGAGCGAGACUCGGAUCACCGGCGCGCUGGACGGUGGGCGCAUGGCGAUCGCCGAUACGGAAACCGUACCGGCCGGUCGGUAUGGCAAGGCGGCGCUUGAAAGUCUUGGUCUUUGGAAAACUGUUUCGGCCCGACUGGCGCCAAUGGAAAACGUCAGGAUUGCCCUUGCAUCCGUGGCCCGAGGGGACACACCGCUCGGUCUUGUCUACCGCACCGAUGCUGCAAUUGAGCCGGAAGUCGCGGUCGUGGCGGAACUGCCUGCGGAAAGCUAUCCGGAGAUCCGGUAUCUUGCCGCCUUGACCGAAGGACGUCCGGAUCCGGCUGCCGAGGCCUUUCUCGACUUUCUCUCCGGUCAAGAGGCACGAGAAAUCUUGCAAUCUCUGGGGUUUGUGACCGAUAAGGCUCUGACCCUGACCUUGAGAGUCGCCGCAGCCGCGCUUCUGGUGACACUGCCCCUUGCGAUUCUGGUUGCCUACAUUCUGGCCCGCUACCGGUUUCCGGGGCAUGGUUUCGUCAAUGCCCUGGUGCAUUUGCCCCUUGUUCUUCCACCUGUUGUCACCGGAUACGUUCUGCUGCUGACAUUCGGGCGAAAGGGGCCGAUCGGUGUUUUUCUCGACAAUCUCUUCGGGAUCAGCUUUGCGUUCAACUGGACCGGUGCCGCACUCGCUGCAAGUGUCAUGUCAUUUCCGCUGAUCGUGCGCCCGAUCCGUCUGUCUUUCGAGGCCGUGGAUCCCAAGCUUGAGGACGCCGCCAGGUUGACACUGAUAGCCGUUGUCGUCGCCUUUGCGGCAUUGAUCGCGUCGGAACUGCUUGCGCGCCGUCUGCAGACGCGGCUGGGAGGCAAGACGACCCUCACCAACAUGAUCGCGGGGCUUGUCAAACCGGACAGGGGCCGGAUCGCGCUCGACGGCACAGUCCUGUUUGAUGCCGCCAAGGGGAUAAAUCUGCCGGUUCAGCGGCGGUGCAUCGGUCAUGUCUUUCAGGAUGCACGCUUGUUUCCGCAUUUGAGUGUCAAAUCGAACCUCACAUAUGCGCGCUGGGCUGGUGGCAGGUCCGGCAGUCGAGAUUUCAACGAAGUUGUCGAACUGCUGGGAUUGUCCGCCCUGCUCGGACGCAAGCCGGAAACAUUGUCCGGCGGGGAGAAGCAGCGUGUUGCGAUAGGUCGCGCGCUUUUGUCAGAUCCGCACCUCCUCAUCAUGGAUGAACCGCUGGCAAGUCUCGAUCAGGCACGGCGCAACGAUAUUUUGCCAUAUCUGGACAGGCUCUGCGUUGAUGCAGGUAUCCCGAUCCUCUAUGUCAGCCAUUCCAUUGAGGAAGUCGCCCGGCUUUCCAGCACGCUGGUGAUCCUUUCCGAAGGUCGCACACCCGCCUAUGGUCCUGUCGCCGAGAUGCUGACGAGAACAGACCUUGGUCGGGCGACAGGUCGUCAUGAGGCUGGAGCGCUUGUGCAUGGCAAUGUGACCGAUAUCGACGCAAACUGGGGCCUGACCUUUGUCGAUAUUGGCGGUGCGGUGCUUCAGAUACCGGAUCUUCCGGCCGAGGCCGGUGACACGGUAAGGCUUCGUAUUCGCGCGCGUGAUGUCGCCCUGGCCGUGGAGCCGCCGAAGGGUUUGUCGAUCCGCAACGCCUUCCAGGCGAGAAUUACCAGCAUAUCCGAAGAAUCGGGUCCCUAUGCGGAAAUCCUGUGCGCGCUUGAAGAUCAAACGAUCCGCGCGCGUAUCACGCGCGCUUCCGUUGCAGACCUUGAAUUGUUUACCGGCAAGGAGGUGACUGUGCUGGUCAAGAGCGUUGCCAUCGAUCGCCGCCAACGCAACCUGACCGCAGCCCUGGAACGGCUCCUGGACAAAUUCCGUCUUCUGUCACCGCUUCUGGCCCGGGGCCCGGAAGUCGCGCGCUUCUAUUAUUCGGAAAACUUGAACACGGAGCCGGGUAUUGCCGCAAUCGCCGCAGGCAUGUCCGGAGCGGAAGAAGUCUGGCUGAUGGAUGCGUCCGGUAAAGUGAUCGUCUCCAGCCAGGACAGCGUUCCCGUCAAUGCAAUCGGUGAUGCAUCCACCAUCCCACAUGCCUUCAGACAGGCAAAACAGGGCCAGCUGGGGCGAGAACUGAUCCCGGGCACACCGGAGACGCCUUCGAACUAUGUAUUUGCCUCUCCGCUGCGCAGAGGAGAGACCUUCCUUGGGGUUCUUGCUGUUCGUGUGAGCCUGGAUGAUGUCGAGCAGGCCUGGGCUUUGAGCAAGGACCCGAUCCUGGCGCUGGACGACGGAAGGGUCGUUGUCUCCAACGUGCCGGCGCUGCGCGGAAUGACGGUGGACAGGCUUGACCCGAGCUGGAACGUUGCGGACCUUUCUCUCGCUGGACGACUGCAUCUUCUUUUGCCGGCCGCCAGUGCGGCGAGCACCCACAUGCAAUUGACGUCCAAUCUUCCGGUUCUGGAUUGGCAGAUCCGGACUCUUGUCGACAUCGGCGAUGCGCGCCGGCAGUCCGGUUGGGCAAUGCUCGUCGCUUUGCUGGUGUGCGUGAUUGCCGCCGGCGGCAUCUGGUUUCUGAUCACGCGCCGUGAGGAAUUCGUUCGUGAAGAACGACGCAAUCGCGCAUCUGCACUCAGGCUGGAAAGGCGCGUCCAGAGCCGGACGGCGGAGCUGCGCCGCGCCAACGCGCACCUGGAGCGGGAGGUGAGUGAGCGCCAGCAGGCCGAGGCCAAUCUGCGCCAGACUCAGGCGGAGCUGGUCCAGGCUGCCAAGCUGGCAACGCUGGGUCGGAUGUCGGCUGCGCUCAGCCACGAGUACAAUCAGCCGCUUGCUGCCAUAAGGUCGGAUGCCGAGAUUGCCGAAAUGUUGAUCGACAGGGGCAGGGCCGAAGAAGCACGAGGAAACCUGACGCGAAUCGGUGGCAUGGUGAAACGGAUGGGUGAAAUCGCCAAGACCCUGAAGGGGUUCACGCGCAAGUCGGGUACCGACAUCAAACCGGUUUCGCUUCGCCAGGUCAUUGAUGAGGCCAUGCUGCUGCUUCGUCCGCAGAUCAAGCAAAGCGGUUUUGUACUGUCUUUGGACUUGCCGGAUGAGGACAUAAUCGUGAAGGGCGGACGUAUUCGUCUGGAGCAGGUGGUCAUCAACCUGCUGUCCAAUGCGCUCGAUGCCGUGCAGGCGAGCCCGGCGCCGCUGAUCAGCCUCUCGCUCAUCCGGGAGGGCGAUGAAGCGGUGCUUGAAGUCACGGACAAUGGUACCGGUAUCGAUGAAGAGGUUCUGCCCCAGAUUUUCGACCCGUUUUAUACGACCGAGGAUGUCGGUUCGGGGCUCGGUCUGGGCUUGUCGAUUGCCUACAAAAUCGUCCAUGACUUCUCCGGGUCGCUCAAAGCGGCGAAUCGGGAGGGCGGCGGUGCUGUCUUCACCAUGCGCCUUCCGGUGGCGGAUGAGCGCGUGCUGGCAGACGUCUUUGCCUCCGGAAGGCCGGAAAGUGCACUUGAGCGCAUCAACCGGGACUUCUACGGCGUCCUGGUGACCGAUAUCCGCAUGCCGGGGACCGACGGAUUUCAGGCGAUGCGCGCAGGCGCGUACGAUUUCCUUGAAAAGCCGUUCUCCGUUGCGCAUCUCGCCUCUGUGGUGGAACGCGCGCUGGACAAGCGCCGGCUGGUUCUUGAGAACAGGAAGCUGCGCGAGGAACUGGCGGACAGAACCGGGCUUGAAAGCCGCCUCGUCGGGCGCACACCGGCGAUGGAUCUGCUGCGCAAAAACGUGAUGGCGCUUGCUGCGACAGACGCCGACAUCCUGAUUCUGGGAGAGACAGGAUCAGGCAAGGAGGUGGUUGCACGGGCACUCCACGAUGAAGGACCUCGCAAGGACAAGCCCUUCGUUGCGCUGAACUGCGGCGCUUUGCCGGCCGAGAUCAUCGAAUCGGAACUGUUCGGCCACGAGAAAGGCGCAUUUACCGGUGCCAGCGGACAAAGGAUCGGCAAGCUUGAACACGCCCAUGGCGGCACGGUCUUUCUCGACGAGAUCGAAUCCAUGCCCCUGGAACUUCAGGUCAAACUGCUUCGGGUCAUAGAAACGCGAACCAUCGAGCGGCUUGGCUCCAACAAGGCGAUUGAACUGGAUGUUCGUUUCGUUGCCGCGACAAAGGAAGACCUGGAAGCCGCCGGCAAGGCAGGCCGUUUCCGGCUGGAUCUCUUUUAUCGCCUCAAUGUCGUCAACGUCGAGAUCCCGCCGCUGCGCGACCGUAUCGAGGAUAUACCGCUGUUGUUCCGGCAUCUGGCCGUCGAGGCCAGGGCGCGCUACCGUCGCGAAAUUCCCGACAUCGGCGAGCUUUACCUUGCCGACCUGAUGGCACGCGAUUGGCCGGGUAACGUUCGGGAGUUGCGAAACGUGGCCGACCGGUUCGUGCUUGGGCUUGAACAGCAAUCCGAUCCUCAGUCUUCCAACGGCUCCAGUCUGUUCGAACAGAUCGCGACUUACGAGCGUGCGCUUAUUGCAGCUGAACUCAAGCGCAACGGCGGCGUGAUCAAACCGAAGACACCAAUGACGACUGCCAAUCCAAUCAACUAUCAGGACUUCAUCCCUUCGGUACUUCAGCGGUUUGUGGCUGCCAGCGGAGAGAUCGGCAAGUCCGACCUUGAUCCUAAACUGCAUCACCUGCUGGAUCUCAGGGCAUCUCAGAUCAAUCAGUGCGCCUAUUGCGUAAAGAUGCAUAACAAGGAAGCUCUGGAUGAUGGCGAAAGCCAGGAACGUCUGCAGCGCCUGACCGUCUGGCGGCAUGUCGAGGAUUUCACGCCUGCGGAAAAGGCCGCAUUGGCCUGGACUGAAGCCUUGACGAACCUUGAUCCGAAGACGGACUAUUCCGUUCUCAGAGCCGAUCUGCGCUCCCACUUCUCCGACGGUGAAAUCAGCGCGAUCACAUCUUCGGUGGCGAUGAUCAAUCUCUGGAACCGGAUACAGGCGCGGCCACGUCUGCUCGGCCUGGCGUAUCGGAUGCUCGGCUCCAUGGCCGACGCCGAGGAUGCGGUUCAGGAUACCUUUGUCAAAUGGCAGAGCGUGGACGGAAACACGGUUUCAAAUCCUGAAGCCUUUCUGACCACGAUUUGCACAAAUCGUUGCCUGGAUUAUCUCAAGGCUGCUCACAGGAAACGGGUCGACUAUGUCGGCCCGUGGAUUCCCGAGCCGCUUCAGACCGAUGCCGGUUCCGAUCCGGAAACCGAUCUGGAGCGGGCUCAAUCGUUGACGACGGCGUUUCUCAUGCUGCUGGAAAGGCUGACGCCAAAGGAAAGGGCGGCUUAUCUGCUUCGGGAAGUGUUCGGAAAACCUUAUCCGGAAGUCGCCGACACGCUGCAGAUGAGCGAAGCCGGAUGCCGUCAACUGGUCUCGCGCGCGGGCCGGUUUGUCCGGUCGCAUUCUUCAAGGUCUGUUCCCACUCCUGACCAGCAAAGUGCUCUACUCAAGGCAUUCAUGUCUGCGCUUGCAACCGGAUCGACGGACAAAUUGGCGGCGCUUCUGGCAGACUCUGUUCAGCUUCGGACGGAUGGAGGUGGAAAGGCCACCGCGAUCACCCGCACGCUCCAGGGAUCGGAUGUCGUUUCCAAAUACAUCGCCAAAAUCCUCAGCCGCUUGUGGACGGAAGACCGGACUGUCGAGAUUGAAAUCAACGGAUUGCGAGGUCUGGUCGAGUACGACGGUGCGCGCAUUGUGACUGCGACGACGUUGGGAUUUGACACGUCCGGACUGGUCGACCAGGUGCCACCCAUUUUCGACAAGAUGACCUUCCCGGCGGCCGAUGAAUGCGGCGACGGCGAAGUUGUCAUCAAGUUCAGCCACGUGGUUUCGGCCCAGGGUCACCCGAAAGGUGAGAUGGCAACAGCGCUUGCCAACCGGAUCAACACCGAGAUGGAUGGCAAGGCCUGCAUGCAGGUGUUCCCGUCUUCACAGCUGUUUGACGACAACAAGGUGAUGGAAGCCCUGCUUCUUGGCGAUGUUCAGCUUGCAGCACCGUCCCUGUCGAAAUUCGAGUCCUACACGCUGAAAUACCGCGUCUUCGACCUGCCGUUCCUGUUCACCAACAUGGACGCUGUGACCACCUUCACCAAGGGCGAAAAGGGUCAGGAACUUCUGGGCGCCAUGUCCGACUACGGUUUUGUCGGUCUUGGUUAUGUCUUCAACGGUCUGAAGCAGUUCUCCGCCAACAAGCCGCUUCUGGUUCCAAGCGACGCCAAGGGUCUGAAGUUCCGCGUGCAAACGUCCGACGUGGCGGUCGCCAUGAUCGAAGCCAUGGGUGCAAAUGCGCAGAAACUGGCCUUCAAGGAAGUCUACGGCGCGCUGCAGACCGGAGUUGUCGACGGGCAGGAAAACACCUGGUCCAACAUCUACACCAAGAAGUUCUUCGAAGUUCAGGACGGCACCACGGAAACCAACCACCAGCUGCUGACCUACCUGGCCGUGACCUCCCAGGAAUGGCUGGACAGCCUGGAAGCGGAUACCCGUGACCAGUUCCUGACGAUCUUCAACGAAGUCUCCGACGAGUACAACGCGCGCGCAGCGGAGAUCAACGAAGCCAACAAGCAGAAGAUCAUCGAAAACAAGGGUGUUGUUCGCCAGCUGACACCUGAGCAGCGUGAUGAAUGGGUCAACACCAUGAAGCCGGUUUGGGACCAGUUCCGCGACGACAUCGGUCAGGAUGUCAUCGACGCGGCCGUCUCUUCAAACAAGGAAAACAUCCUCGCCUUGAUUCUGGCGUUGAUGACCAUCGUAACCUUCAGCCAGGUGGUCGCCCGCUAUGGCUUCAAUUCAGGCUGGACCGGAGCGCUCGAAUUCACCCGUGUCCUGUUCGCCUGGCUGAUCCUGUUCGGCAUGAGCUACGGCAUCAAGAUCGGUGCGCAUCUCGGGGUUGAUGCGGUGAUCAACCUGUUGCCGAAACCGAUGUUCAGGCUGGCUGCUCUGCUCGGCGCGGCGUUGACGGUACUUUAUGCCCUGCUUCUGUUUGACGCGACCUGGUUCGGGGCCUUGUUCGGGCUUGAAAACAAAGGCUCGUCGGGUGGUGCGUUCGCUUAUGUCGCAAAGUUCUACAAGUUGCCCAUCGGCAUGGAAGACCUGAAAUGGCCGGUCUUCAUUCAGGAAUGGUUCGACGUCAAGGAACGUGUUCCGCGCUGGAUACCCUACGUCAUCCUGCCGGUUGGUCUCCUGUUGCUGGCCUUCCGGGCUGCGCAGGCAUUCGUGCUCAUCCUCAUGGGUAAAAAAGACGCCAUCAUCGCUGCCCACGAGGCAGAAGACCUGGUGGCGGAAAACAAAGACGUGCUGAAGCUGUUCAAUGCCUCGCAGAACUUCACGUUGCUGGCGAUCCCGUUCUUCAUCCUGGCCUCCAGCUUCAUGUCGACCGGCGGUGUUGCAAGGCGGAUCAUUCGCUUUUCGAUCGACGCUGUCGGGUGGAUUCGCGGAGGCCUAGCCAUUGCGGCUGUCUUUGCCUGCAUGCUCUUUGCAGCGCUCUCCGGUUCGUCACCGGCCACCGUUGUCGCUAUUGGCACAAUCGCCAUCGCCGGCAUGCGUCAGGCCGGCUACACGAAGGAAUUUGCUGCCGGCGUCAUCGCCAAUGCGGGCACGCUCGGCAUUUUGAUCCCGCCGUCGAUUGUGAUGGUGGUCUAUGCGGCCGCAACGAACGUUUCUGUCGGCAGAAUGUUCUUUGCAGGUGUCAUUCCCGGUCUCAUUGCCGGCCUGAUGCUGAUGACGGCGAUCUACAUCAUGGCCCGGAUAAAAAAAUUGCCGGCGCAGCCAUGGGCGGGAUCCAAGGAGCUUUGGAGCUCAUUGUCUCAAGCAGCUGUCGGCCUCUUCCUGAUGGUCAUCAUCCUCGGUGGAAUUUAUCUGGGUAUCUUCACACCGACCGAGGCUGCUGCCGUGGCUGCCGUUUAUGCCGGAUUGAUCGCGCUUUUUGUCUAUCGGGACAUGGGUCCGCUUUCCGGGAUCGGCUGGAUCAAUGACGGCGACAGUCCGCUUGCCUUGACCGGAUUCAAGGCAAUUACCUACGCGUUCGUUGCCAUGCUCACCUGGUCCGCCAUUGCAAAACUUGCGACCGAGCGUGCCUUCUUCGGUCUCGACAGCAUCAUCGUGCUGAUUGCUGCCCUGGUCGCCUACCCGUUGCUCAGGGGCGGUCUUAGCCCUGCUGCGCUGCCGGCUGCCUAUGGUGCAGGCGGCAAGGUCUGGGGCCGCAAUCUCGGACUCAUUGCCUGGAAGUUCUUCCCGGCCAUGGUCCACAAGGACACCAAGAAGGUACUGACGGAUUCGUCGAAGACGACCAUCAUGUUGAUGUUCAUCAUCGUCAACGCGCUCCUGUUUGCUCACACACUUACCGCCGAGCAGAUACCGCAGGUGAUCACUGACUGGAUGGUCGAGGCCGGGUUCAACUGGUUCACCUUCCUGCUGGCGGUCAACAUCAUCCUGCUGAUUGGCGGACAGUUCAUGGAACCGUCCGGCCUGUUGCUGAUCGUGGCUCCGGUCGUCUUUCCGAUUGGACUGGAGCUCGGCGUUGAUCCGAUCCAUCUCGGUAUCCUGAUGGUGGUGAAUAUGGAAAUCGGCAUGAUCACGCCGCCGAUCGGACUGAACCUGUUCGUGACAUCAGGGAUUACCGGCAUGAGUCUGGUUCAGGUGGUAAAGGCAGCCGCGCCCUUUGUGCUGGUGCUUCUGCUGUUCCUCGUCAUCGUGACCUAUGUUCCGGCGCUUUCGACGUUCCUGCCCUAUUACUUCAUGGGGCCGGAGCCUCCGAUGACGAACGACAGCGACCCCUUUUCCGGUUUUUCCGAUAUCGUGACCCGCGCCGAGGACCUUGAGGAAAUCACGGGCGAACCGCUGCCGCAGAUCAUUCACAAGGAGAUUCCCGCGCUGGACUCCAUCUGCCGGGACUUCAUUUCACACGCGCCGUUCUGCUUUCUUGCGACGGCAAAUCCGGAUGGAUAUCUCGAUGUGUCCCCGAGAGGUGAUCCCGCCGGAUUUGUGAAGGUCCUUGAUGAAACCACGCUGGCGAUCCCCGACAGGCCCGGAAACAGGCGUUUGGAUACGUUCCACAAUGUCCUGAAGGACCCGAGGGUCGGCGUUCUAUUCAUGAUACCGGGCAGAGGUGAAACGCUUCGAAUUCGCGGGGAAGCAAGGAUCGUCAGGGACCGCGAUCUGAUUGCGUCGAUGGCAAUCAACGGGCGCGAACCGAAGCUCGCACUGGUGAUUCAUGUCAAGAGCGCCUUCAUGCACUGCCCCAAAUGCGUUUUCCGGUCAAACAUCUGGCAGCCGGAAAAGUGGCCGGACACGACCGGACUGGCUGACAUGAACGAAGCCAUGGUCAAGCAUGCCAGGAUCGCCAUGAAUCCCGACGAAUGGUUUGAAUCUCUCAAGCAGAAGGGUGAACUCGAGCUCUGGUAG
Molecule: messenger RNA, 11133 nt
Organism: Effrenium voratum
Lineage: Eukaryota; Dinophyceae; Suessiales; Symbiodiniaceae
Source: the annotation of a GenBank genome assembly